Penicillium griseofulvum is the source of this 1011-nucleotide messenger RNA. RefSeq names its product purine-nucleoside phosphorylase. The transcript has 6 exons. Gene Ontology annotation, cellular component: cytoplasm. Bases 1 to 1011 code for a protein of 336 amino acids. The record is from RefSeq and is a predicted model, not a curated record. Gene Ontology annotation, molecular function: purine-nucleoside phosphorylase activity. Gene Ontology annotation, biological process: nucleoside metabolic process. Lineage: Eukaryota; Fungi; Ascomycota; Eurotiomycetes; Eurotiales; Aspergillaceae.
AUGACAAAAACAGACCUGUCCUCGUUCGAGCGGGCCAACGAGGCGGUUUCUUAUCUCAGAACCAAGUUGCCAGAGGCCCUGCAAAAGCCUCACGUCGCAAUUGUAUGUGGCUCAGGGCUAGGAGGGCUUGCAGAUACUAUUCAGCCCGAGUCGCGUGUUGAAUUUGACUAUGCAUCUAUCCCCCACUUCCCUCGCUCAACAGUCGUUGGACAUGCUGGAAAGCUGGUUUUCGGUCUUCUUGGCCAGAAAAUCCCUGCAGUGUUGAUGGUUGGCCGUGCUCAUUACUACGAGGGGCACUCGAUUGAUCAGGUAUCAUUCCCAAUUCGAGUGUUCAAGCAGCUACAAGUGAAUACGGUUGUCUUGACCAAUGCGGCCGGUGGUUUGAAUUCUGAGUAUUCUGUGGGGGAUAUCGUUCUGUUGAAUGAUGUAGGAGAAACCCCCGUUGAAGCUACCGAGUGGAGUGAUUCUAACACCGGUUUACAGCAUCUCUUCCUCGCCGGUCUGGCAGGAACCCAUCCAUUGAGAGGACCCAAUGAAGAUGAAUUUGGAGUGCGAUUCCCACCGCUAUCUGACGCCUAUGACCUUGAGCUCCGUCGUCAUGUGCAUCAGUCAUGGAAGAAAGUCAUUUCCCCCGAAACCAAGAGAAAAUUGCACGAGGGGGUAUAUGCAUUCUGCGGAGGUCCCACCUACGAGACAAGAGCUGAAAGCCGGAUGCUUCGAAUGCUCGGUGCCGACGUGGUUGGAAUGUCCACUGUACCGGAGAUCGUCACUGCUAGACACUGUGGCUUGCGAGUGCUCGCCUUCAGUUUGGUCACGAACAAGGUCGUAUUGUCCCCCGUGCCUCGAGGAGAUGAUGAUUUGCUCCAAAACAAGGCAGCAGGCGAACUCAGCGCCCUUCUAGAGGAGGGCAUGGCAGGACAUGAAGAGGUCCUCGAAGCUGGCCGCGAGGCAGCUAUUGACAUGCAGAGACUGGUUGUCGAAACCCUUGUGGAUGUCUUUGAUCGCGAUUAA